GGCAUCUCACCUGCCGGCCUUAAAACGCUGCGUGCUGCGCGUAUAACCGUGCCCAGGCCAAGGUGACCGGCGGAGCGAAGACCCACAGCCCCACUCGUGCGCACCAAGCUUUGCCUCGACGCGCGCCGCCGCGCACGAUUCAAACAAAGGGACAACUGCAGCCUGUGCUCGGUUGCACGCGCAAACGCGACCGCGACAGCACAUCAUGACGAGAACGCCGAUGCGGGACGUCGAGAACGUCCGCCCGACCUGGGUCCCCGCCGGCCGCAACAAGAAGGCCUGGGAGCCGAUCGCCGUGUACGAGCAGGAUUAUCCGCGCAAGGCGCCAAGACCGGUCGCGAGUGGCAUCAGCUUCAGGGAGGGCGACCUAGGCGAUGCGAAGGUCGUGGACCUCAUCAAGGUCUGCGACUUUUACGAGGCGAAGGCGUCGGGGAAGUAUACGACGCCAGUGGCUUGUGGGCGCUACGUCCACGACCUCGCGAGGGAAGUGCGAGCGGUCGCUUGUUCCUUGAACGAAGGCAAGUCGCAACACGCUGGAAGAUUACUCGAGUUAGAAAAGAUCUGCAAGGAGUGGGACCAGUAUUUUGGACCCUCGUCGGACGCCGCGGGCCGGUUGAGCGAGGACGGCCAACAGGGCUUCUUAGGACUCACACCGCUCACGCCCGCGGCUUUACAUGAGGAGCGCAUCUGGAUGAAGCAGCAGCUCGAGCAGGCCCAGAAGGCGAUUCGGGACGCGGAGCGCGGCGGCGACACCCGAGCCCAGAAGGCGGAGAAGGCCCUCGCGGACUUCCAGCGCUUGUCUCGAGAUGCCGCUUCCAGAGCGAGAGCUCAACAUGAUCUGGAGCUGCAGGCGCAAGCGCGCGAAUUGGAUGCGGCCUACGCUUCUCGCUCGGCUCAGGCCGCGUCUGACACCGUUCACGUCGAUCCUGAGUCAGGAGCCGCCUUCACGUUAGGAUCAAGACAGCGCAAGGCGGCGCGCGUCUCCUCGGGUGGUGGCGGCGGUGUGCCGCGCGUCUCUUCGAGUGGUCCCGCGCGUGUCUCGAGCGGCGGUGGUGCGCGCCCGUCGACAAGCAACGUGCAGCGGUCGACGCCAAGCUUCGCGCCGGCGUCGCCGCGCCCCAAGACUCCGGUCGAAAGGGUCCAGGAGCAGGCCAGACAGCAGCAGUUGCAAGCGAAUCGGAACAUUCGGGAGACGAAGCAAGAGGUCAUGCGCGCGAAGGACGACACCGCGCGCGUCACAGCGGAGUUGAAUGAUGUCAAGAGGCAGCUCGAGGCCUGUCAAGCUCGCGCGAGAGCCAUGUCCGGCGCCGUCGAGGAUGCGGAUUCUUACAGUGACAUGAAGGUGCGGGACGCGCUGAAGGCUUACCAGGCCGCGCAACGGGCGAAAAUGAAGGACGCGGACUGCCAGACGGGGCCUUGUGGGUCGCUGCGGUUUGCUCACGCUCCUAGAGGUCCUCGAGCUAUUACGUCACGGCAGGUUUUGGUCAAGGAGUGCCCCUGUGAAGUUAGUGAAGAGAGAGUCGUAAGGCAGAUCUCUGCGGAGACGGGCGUGGCCUUGUUACAAAGUGAAAGAAGACCAGACCUGGAUGGGUUUAACACGUACGCGCUCGAGGUUUUAUGUGCCACGCCCGAGGACGCUUGUAAAUUAGUAAUGAAGGACGGCACGGUCGUGGCGUGCAAUCCAAACCCCCAGGUCAUCCCGGAACCGCGCGCGAAGGCGCCUUUGGCAUUAGAACCGACGCCGAUCGAGGUCGUCAACCUCGAUUUGAGUCCGUACGCGAUCCCGGAGGUGGCGCGGAGCCGGUCUAGAUCUCCAAUCAGAGAGGACCCCUUCGCGGACUUCGAGGACGUCCUUGGGAGGCUAUCGAAAGUGCGGCCGGCGUCCGUCAUGCGGCGGCCGUUCCGCUCCUGAGUACUCCCCCUACCCCUCCCGAGUAACCUGGAGCCUGGAGC
Molecule: messenger RNA, 1953 nt
Organism: Pelagomonas calceolata
Lineage: Eukaryota; Pelagophyceae; Pelagomonadales; Pelagomonadaceae
Source: the annotation of a GenBank genome assembly